Messenger RNA from Perca flavescens (yellow perch), 1996 nucleotides. RefSeq names its product ubiquitin-conjugating enzyme E2G 1a (UBC7 homolog, yeast) (gene ube2g1a). The coding region runs from base 192 to 704 and encodes 170 amino acids. The transcript is spliced from 6 exons. NCBI's taxonomy places the organism in Eukaryota, Metazoa, Chordata, Actinopteri, Perciformes, Percidae. The record is from RefSeq and is a predicted model, not a curated record.
GCCGGCUGCUCUAAAAUCACAACGACAAAGAAGAACCAGCAGCAGUAGCAGGAGAAGGUGACGAAGAAGAAGAAUGUCGAGAAUGCUAAACGGAAAAUAGAGGGGACGAAGUACAGUUUGGUGAACGAUAAAUUAAGGCUGUUACCUCAACAUAUUACAAUUGAACAUAGCUGCAUUGCAUUUGCUAAACUAUGACAGAGCCUCAGUCAGUGCUGUUACUCAGGAGACAGCUUGCAGAGCUGAACAAAAACCCAGUGGAAGGAUUCUCAGCAGGCCUUAUUGAGGACAACGAUCUCUACAGAUGGGAAGUCCUCAUCAUCGGGCCUCCAGACACACUGUAUGAAGGUGGUGUGUUUAAAGCUCAUCUGACAUUUCCCAAAGACUACCCUCUCAGGCCACCUAAAAUGAAAUUUAUCACAGAUAUUUGGCACCCUAAUGUUGACAGGAAUGGAGAUGUAUGUAUUUCUAUUUUGCACGAGCCUGGGGAGGACAAGUACGGCUAUGAGAAACCUGAAGAGCGCUGGUUGCCUAUCCACACAGUGGAAACCAUCAUGAUUAGUGUUAUCUCUAUGCUGGCAGACCCAAAUGGUGACUCACCAGCCAAUGUGGAUGCUGCAAAAGAGUGGAGGGAGGACAGACACGGUGCAUUCAAAAGGAAAGUUGCCCGCUGUGUACGAAAAAGCCAAGAGACUGCGUUUGAGUGAUAUUUGGCAAGGAUCUAGCUUCAUGUUUUCAGGGUCUCCAAUUGAAAAUCAACAUGGCACUGUUUCCUGCACUCUUCCACCCUGUCACCAGGCUAGUCCUCCUCUUGUUUUGGCACGAACAGACUGGCUACUGUAGGCUGCAAUAGAACAUAACAGUGACUACCAAGGCUGACAGAAAAAAAAAACCCCGCCAAGCAAGUGCCAACUCAAAAAACAACAACAAUACCCAGAAGAUGAUAAAACAUUUUUCAAGUCUAUGAACUGCUUCAACAUUCAGGAAGAUAUUGUAAAGACAUGUAUAUAGCACAGACUAAACUGGAUAAUAUAUAAGCUCCUUCCAUCCAUCAAGACACUUAGACCAAAUGAAUAGCGCUGGUUGAGAUAGAUUCUGUGUCCAUUUUUCCUCAACUCCAGCAUGCAUUAGUUCUCUUUAGAUUGUUUGAACAUUUCUUAAAUAUAAAGAGAAUUGUGAUGCUGUUGGAAGAAAGUCACCUGUGAAGAGCUUGAUUGGUUCAAGCGAGAUGAAUGACGUGACUGAUGGAGGGAAUACCGCCAUAUUAGAAUACGCAGCUGUUCUUUAACACACUCAAAACUCAACUUCAUAAGUCUACUUGUAUGAUUUUGGUUUUCUUUAUCCGUUAGAAGUCUUAACCAUCGUGCUCACUCCACUGAAGAAAGGCAACAUACCCCUUCAUAUGUGUGCAUGCUCAAUUUUGUUAAUCUUUUUUCAAAAGUGCCUCCUAAUAAAAUGCUUGGCCACUUCACCCUGCAUUGAACAAGUGUUAAAAAAUGUUGAAAAAAAGGAGAAAUUGUGUACCACCUAUGUAUUUAAUAGCCAGUACGCAGGGAGUCUGUAUAAUUAGCGUAUUACAACAAUUUGGUGUAGCAAUAACGCCCAUUGUAUGAAGUGUACACAUGUUAAGUUUUGAUAUCCUGAUCCAAUUUGAGGUCCUCGUCUCUAAUAAUCUUUUAGCAGCCUCUCUUUUCUGUGUUGUCUUUGGUAGGAAUUGCUAUGCAUGCUUUAUUGUAUUUUCUUUUUUUUUUUUUUUUUUUUUUUGCUGAAUAUUUCUGGGAUUUUGUUUGCGAAUGUUUGAGUGUUUGUGUAUACAGUAUGUGUGCCCAUUUUGUUUUGUCGUUUUCCCCCUGAUCCACGAUCUCACAAUUACUCUGCUCACUGAACUAUGGCAGUUUUGCCUAAUGUACAAAGACAAAAAUACGGAUGUAUAUUUUUCAUGUUAUGAAACCUGUCACCUGUAGUGAGUUCUUCUAAAAUAUGACUUUUUUUUUCAAUA